AUGCUGGACGUGGACGACGAGUACCAGCUGUUCGCGAACGGCUCGCUGCGGCUGUGGGACGGCGAGUGGCUGGGGCCGGACGACUUCUGCGUGGACGCCUACUGGUCGCAGCUGCGACAGCUGGCCGUGGCGCUGCCUCUGCUGUGCUACGCGGGCGGCGCGCCCGACAGCGCCGGCGAGCACGCCAUCCGCUACGUGCUGUACCCCCUCGGCCUGCUGGUGUCGGUGCCGUUCCUGGUGGCGACGGCGUGGGUGUACCUGCGCUUCCCGCAGCUGCGCGACCUGCACGGCCGGGCGCUGGCCAACCACGCGCUGUGCCUGGCCGCCGCCUACCUCAGCCUCUCCGUCACGCAGCUGGCCGGCCACCGCUUCUCCACCGGCGCCUGCAUCGCCUUCGCGUUCCUCAUCCAGUUCUCGUUCCUCGCCGCCUUCUGCUGGCUCACCAUCCUCGCUCUGGACACUACGUGGAAGGUGCUGAGCGUGACGGGGCGCCACCCGUACCCCGAGGAGCGGUCGCGGCAGUGGCGCGCGUGGGCGGGCUACUCGGUGUUCGCGUGGCUGGCGCCCGCGCUCUGCCUCGUCGUGACGCUGCUGGCGGACAUCCAGCCCAGCGUGCCGCCCUCCUUCGUCAGGCCCAGCCUCGGAACGGCCAGCUGCUGGUUCGGCAAUAAAGACGCGGCUCUGCACUACUUCUACGGGCCGAUCGGCCUGCUGUUCCUGCUGAACGCCGGCAUGUUCGCCGUCAGCAUCUACCGGACGUGCACCUACCCGCCGGCCUUCAGGCACAGGUCGCCCACAGAGAGGGUGCGGAUGGUGGUGACGCUGUUCGUGUCGAUGGGCGUCAGCUGGACGAUGGAGCUGGUGUCGUGGGCGGUGGGGGGCCCGGUGUACGCGUGGCUGGUGCCCGACCUCAUCAACAUCCUGCAGGGCGCCAUCCUGUUCGUCAUCUUCGUGCUGGAGCCCAGCGUGAAGCGCGUCGUCUUCGCCGACAGCGACGCCAGGCGGCCGCGGCUGGUGCCCACCUCUCUGGAGUCCUCGCGGCUGCAGCCCGUCUGACCGGGCCUCGCGCUCUCCUGCAUUGGCUGGUCAGCGCCUGUCCUAUACAGAGGGGCAGCCAGCUACAAGGCACUACAAGUUUCCAGCAUUUGGCUGGACUGAAAUAUCUUCGGCCACGUGAUUCACUGUUGAGUCAGACAAAAUGUUGAUGCACUUCAGUAAGUAGUCUCAGUUCGAAAAUGAAACAUUGUUAGAAGAAAGUAUGGAGUUAGCUUUCCAGCAUUCCGACAUGAGCGCUUCAGAGCAGUUCUGAAACUGUGGCCCAGGAAAAUCUAGUAGUUAUUGAAAACACCACAGAGGUUCCGGUGAAAAAUCACGGACCAAAUUAAAUAUUCAGUGUGUAAAGCAUUGAACUAAUCUUAUCUCUCAGGAUGAAAACGAUUCCGUUUUACCGUGUUCAUUCGUCAUACUCAUCAGCUUUCUUCGUUAAGAAAAAGAUUCAUGACUGUUUAACAAGAUUGCAGUUUCAUCGAAAUGUGCGUUAUUGAUUCCUGAUUGUUUUUGGAGGCGAAAUAUUUUUGUAAUUUACAGAGAUCUCAAAGACAAAAAGACUUGGCUGGCAGAUUAACAUUGUGUACCAAAGUGGAACUCGAACCUGCAACCUUUGCCAUUCAUGCGCAGGUGCUCUACCGAAGUUGUAUUUCAAUCAAAUCAAGUCUACGAUCCAGUAAAUCACUUAUUUCUAUAGACUACAUCUAUAAACAGCUUUUAUAUCAUGACCUUCAAGACGUUGAAACAAUACUUCACUGAAGUAAUAAAAAUACAGACAAAUUUAUCCCCCAUUAACCAAUAAUUCACUGUUUUCGAAAUUGGAUGGAUAAUGUACAGAUAAAAAUUUCUAAAAUGAUUAUCGGCGAAAAGUCACUAAUUCUACUACUUUACAAACUAUAACGGUUUUCGUGUGUCCCAUCACUUCUGUUUGUCAUUCUGAAGGCGACUGGGGUAAGCGACUCAGGGUCGUCAUCUUCUGAAUGAUAUCCUGAGAUUCUUUUUUCAGUUUUUAGCAGACCAUCACCUUGUUUUUCUUGCUCCUUAGCAAUCCUGUUUUCAUAUUAAAGUUCUUUUGCAGUAUCUUGCAUUGUAACCGUAGUGUCUCCCAUAGUUUUAACUUGUCCUGCAAACUUCUUGUCAAGUUCUAUCGUUUGUCUGAGCUUCCUCCUUUUUAUCAACUAAAUUCUCUCUCGAAGAUUUAAUUGUUUGCUAAUGUCGCAGUUAAGUAUGAUUUAUCUGUUACAUUAUUCCUUUUUUAACACUUACUUCUUCAUUCAACCUUCCCUUCCUCUUUUUCGCUCCUCAUUUCUAAUUUCAUAAGUCAAUUUAUUUCUGUCUUAACUGCGUUUUUAAAGGGGGAUUUCAUCUGUUGAAAUCAUUCACGGAUUCUUUGCUCUUCUUCCUUACCGGCUCAUCUACCUAAUGAAGACUCACGACCCGCCCUCACAGCUUUACUUCUGGCAGUACAUCUCUUAUCUUCUAAACUAGCGCUACUGGAAGGAAGGAUAUCGCGGAGACAGUGCUUACCCUUAGGUUAGAGGAUUGUUUUCACUGCAGAAUGAAAAUUCAUUCUAGAAGCAAUCCUCAAGGCCGUCGUUAAGCCACGUCUCCACAACACACGAGGGGCGUUUGAAAAGUCCGUGCAAAAAUAAAAACUACUUAUGUUUUGAGGUAAACCUUUUUUAUUUUUCGACAUAGUCUCCUUUUAGACUUGUACACUUCAUCCAACGUUGUUCUAAUUUGUUGAUCCCUUCCGAAUAACAGGAAUUGUCCAAGUCUGCAAAAUAGCUAUUAGUUACUGCAAUCACCUCCUCGUUUGAAUAAAAUCUUUGUCCCGCCAGCCAUUUCUUCAAAUUGGGGAACAAAUAGUAGUCUGUGGGAGCCAAGUCUGGAGAAUAGGAGAGGAUGUGAAACGAGUUGGAAUCCUAUUUCCAAUAAUUCUGCGAACACAACUGCUCAGGUGUGUGCUGGUGCAUUGUCGUGAUGGAAAAAGACUUUUUUGCGGUGCAAUCGCCGGCGUUUUUCUUGCAGCUAGGUUUUCAAACGGUCGAAUAACGAUGAAUAAUAUGCACCUGUAAUAGUUUAACCCUUUUCCAGAUAGUCGAUGAGGAUUAUCCCUUGCGAAUCCCAAAAGACAGUCGCCAUAACCGUUCUGGCCGAAGGAAUGGUCUUCGCCUUUUUCGGUGCAGAUUCUCCCUUGGUAACCCAUUGUUUAGAUUGUUGUUUGGUCUCAGGAGUAUAGUAAUGUAUCCAUGUUUCAUCCACAGUGACGAAACGUCGCUUAAAGUCCUGCGGAUUCUUCCUGCACAGCUGCAAACCAUCCUUCCAACACUUCGCAUGAUUCCAUUUUUGGUCAAGCGUGAGAAAUCACGGAACCCAUCUUGUGGAUAGCUUUCUCAUGUCCAAAUGUUUAUGCAAAAUAUUAUGUACCUGUUCAUUCGAGAUGCUCACAGUACUAGCAGUCUCACUCAGCUUAACGUUCAGCAUCACUUGUGCCCGUAUGGGUACUCCGCAAAUUUUGAAACCACUUAUAAACUGUUCUAAUCGAAGGUGCAGACUCACCAUAAUGUUUAUCAAGCUUAUCUUUAGUCUCCUGAGGCGUUUUGCCUCUCAUACAGUAAUGUCUAAUCACCACACAAAAUUCUUUUUCGUCCAUUUUUUGACAAUCACGCGACUUCCUUCAUUCACACGAAUGCCAAACACAAAGAAAUAUACCAAUAUGGCUGCAACUUGGUGCGCGUUCUUUCCAAAGAUGCUGCUAACUAAACAUGACCUCGAUACGAGCCGGUGGUGCCAUCUCUCGGACUUUGCACGGACUUUUCAAACGCCCCUCGUACUUCCUGACAGAAAUGCUAAUCCAGAGAGAUAUUGAGGUGAACUUGUGUGAUGUUUGGAAGGUUGGAAGUGAGGUACUGGCGGAAGCAAGGCCGAGAGGAUGGGUCGAGAGUUGAUUGGAUACCUCAGUCGGUAGAGCAACGGCCCGCGAAAAGAAAAGGUUCCAGAUUCAAGUCUCAAGCCGGCACAUAGUUUCAAUUCACCAUGAAGUUUUAAAUCAGCGUACACUUCACUGCAAAGUGAGGAUUCAUUUUGGAAAUACAGUUACUUUUUCCAGCGUCAUUUUUUCGUGGACCCCGGCAGUAAAAGAAUAGUAACGCGUUUGGCAGAAGAGUUUUAAGUUCGAUUUCUAAAAAGCAGUUUAUACCAACAGACAACUGCUUCCUCUUAUGUUAAAUAUCAAAA
Molecule: messenger RNA, 4287 nt
Organism: Schistocerca cancellata (South American locust)
Lineage: Eukaryota; Metazoa; Arthropoda; Insecta; Orthoptera; Acrididae
Product: G-protein coupled receptor Mth2-like
Exons: 6
Coding region: 1-1056 (351 amino acids)
Biological process (GO): cell surface receptor signaling pathway; G protein-coupled receptor signaling pathway
Cellular component (GO): membrane
Molecular function (GO): G protein-coupled receptor activity
Source: RefSeq, a predicted model, not a curated record